This is a messenger RNA of Sorghum bicolor (sorghum), 911 nucleotides long. Its product is annotated as MFP1 attachment factor 1. Lineage: Eukaryota; Viridiplantae; Streptophyta; Magnoliopsida; Poales; Poaceae. The record is from RefSeq and is a predicted model, not a curated record. The transcript has a single exon. Gene Ontology annotation, biological process: mitotic cell cycle; lateral root development. Bases 143 to 664 code for a protein of 173 amino acids.
CAAAACCCCCGCCUGCAAGUCUCGCUGCAGCCUGCAGCCACCCACACGGCCACACACACGCACCACGCCGCUCACCCCUGCCAGACUCCACGCCACAGAUCUCUCCCCUUUUCUCUCUCUCCAGAACUCUCCCCCCGCAGCCAUGGCGGAGGACGCCCCCAACGCCGCCGCCGAGGGCAGCCAGCCCGCUCCCCCCGAGGGAUCCGCCGACUCCGCCCCCGCCCCGGCGGCUACCGCGGGCGCCAAGGCCGCGGAGGCGCUGCUCCCGUCGCUCAGCAUCUGGCCGCCGUCGCAGCGCACGCGCGACGCCGUGGUGCGCCGCCUCGUGCAGACGCUCGCGGCGCCCAGCGUCCUCUCCCAGCGCUACGGCGCCGUCCCGGAGCCCGAGGCCGAGCGCGCCGCCGCGGCCGUCGAGGCCGAGGCCUUCGCCGCCGCUUCCAAGUCCUCCUCCGCCGCCGAGUCCCCGGCCUCCGUCGAGGAGGGGAUAGAGGUGCUCCAGGCCUACUCCAAGGAGGUCAGCCGCCGCCUCCUCGAGCUCGCCAAGUCCCGGUCCGCCGCCGCUGCGGCGGCGCCGCCCGCCGAGGGGAGCGCGAAGGAGGAGCCCGAGGAGGACUCGUCGGCGGCUGCUCCAGCCACCGAGGAGGCUGCCGUAAAAGAGGAGUAAGGCGUCGGACCACGCUUUGAUCCACCGACAAUUGCUGUUAUUUUGGCAUUUCGUCGGAAUGUUAUUCAUCGUUUGCCCAGCCUAUGUCUACUACUAGUAUAUCUAUUGUCUAUCUAUUAGAGAUUGCUUGUGACAAGAGGGACUCGUGUUUGUUUCGUGGACAUGAUAUAAUGUUAAGUUAUAUAUCAACCGUGCACCCUUCACAUUGCAUCUGUGAAGGUUGCUCGUGUAUGUUUUCACGAGCUAA